AUAUCAAUCAAAUUGAAAUGUGAAAAAUUUGAACGUGCUGCAGAAUUAAAAAAAGAAAAAAAAAUUUGAAUGCCCCCUACCCAUUAAAAAUGAAAAUCAAUGACUGUCGCCAUUUCUCUGUUAAGGUUGCAUAGAUAGAGCGCAAAAUGGACCAAUCUCUGUGAUCUUUGCUUCUCAAAAUCAAAUCCUUUCAGCCCCUCUUCCUUCCAUGCUUUUCCUACAGGGCUGGGCUUCUGAUUCCCAGAGUAAAGUAGUGAAUAAUGCCAGCAAAACCGCGGAAUGAAGAUCAACGGAUGCACCAUGGUGCUCAAAGUGUGUUGAACUCAACUGCCUCCUUGGAGCCCUGGUGGAAAGCAGUAGGGAUUGACCUCUUAGGUGAAGCUGCUUCAAAGUCAACCUCUGCAGAGAAAAAAAAUGGUCCAACAGCAGAUGGAGAUGGGCGAAAUGGACAUGAUGAACAAUAUCUCAAGCAUGUCCCUUCUGCAGCCCUCAAGCAUGUCCCUUCUGCAGCCCCCCUUACAUUGGUUGAACACCUUGAACCAAAUUCCCAAAUGGAACUAGCUGGCCACUCAAUUGUCUUGAAAUCUUACCCCUGUUCAGAUUCGCAGUACAGUGGAAUACAGGCUUCAUAUGGGCCACAAAUAAUGGUGUCACCACUAUAUGGAAUGCAUCAUGCUAGAAUGCCUUUGCCUCUUCAAAUGGAAGAGGAGCCUGUUUAUGUAAAUGCAAAGCAAUAUCAUGGAAUUUUAAGGCGAAGACAAAUACGUGCCAAGGCUGAGCUUGAAAAGAAAGUCAUUAAAGUUAGAAAGCCAUACCUUCAUGAAUCACGGCAUCUGCAUGCUAUGAGAAGGGCUAGGGGUAGUGGAGGUCGUUUUCUGAAUAAAAAGAAGCUGGAUGAUCACAUCACCAGUCCUAACUCAGAAAAGGGUAUGAAUUCAGAUGAAAACAUUUCAGCUAAAUCAGCUUACUUAUCUGGGUUUGAGUGCUUAUCUUCCAGUGGUACUGGAAAUUUGAGUUCCUUCUACGGACAGCAAGAGGGAAAUGUGUCACUAGUUAAGGAUUUGCAUGAAGCACAGCCUUUAACUAACGGUACACCCCACUUAUCAUCUAAUGAUGCUGAGACGGGUAACUACUUCCACCAGCAGAGGGAUAUGGUGCAAGGGAAUGGGGCACAACAUGGGUCCCCUUCAAUUAAAUGAGAUUCCUUCUUGAGGCAGCGCUGGAGGUAUUUGUCCCUUAGAUGUUGGGUGGCGGAAUCCUUCCCAGAGUGGCGUCUCUCAGGCAAAUCAUUCUUGGCUUUGGUUUGGUUAAGGGGUUAUCAUAUGGGGAAGUAUGUGGUCUUUGGUUUUAUCCACACACUGCUGUUCCUCCUAUUGAUCCCUUUGUAGAAAGAUAAUGUGUGGUAUCGUGUGUGGCAUCGUGCUACCUACAAAAGUGUAUAAUUUGAAACAACUUAUAUUAGAACUUGUGAACUGAAGCAGAACUUACGUAUGACUAAAGAGUUUUAGCAUUUACAUGAGUGUGGCCUUAAUAAUGUAUAAA
Messenger RNA from Gossypium arboreum, 1542 nucleotides. Its product is annotated as nuclear transcription factor Y subunit A-1-like. The transcript is spliced from 7 exons. NCBI's taxonomy places the organism in Eukaryota, Viridiplantae, Streptophyta, Magnoliopsida, Malvales, Malvaceae. Gene Ontology annotation, biological process: regulation of transcription by RNA polymerase II. Gene Ontology annotation, cellular component: CCAAT-binding factor complex. The coding region runs from base 261 to 1199 and encodes 312 amino acids. The record is from RefSeq and is a predicted model, not a curated record. Gene Ontology annotation, molecular function: DNA-binding transcription factor activity, RNA polymerase II-specific; RNA polymerase II cis-regulatory region sequence-specific DNA binding.